Molecule: messenger RNA, 484 nt
Organism: Larimichthys crocea (large yellow croaker)
Lineage: Eukaryota; Metazoa; Chordata; Actinopteri; Sciaenidae
Product: liver carboxylesterase 2
Exons: 2
Source: RefSeq, a predicted model, not a curated record
CAGGCCUCAGGUGCCAAUGAACUGAUACUGAAUGAGUACCUGCAACAGAAUGACUCUCCUGAGAACAUACGAGAUGUUUUCACUGAGAUUCUUGGCGACCUGGUCCUUGUUCUUCCUAUACUUAAAGUAUCAACAUACCACCGAGGUGAGCCUACUUCGUAUAUUGUAUUUCGAUCUUUGCUGCUUUUCUCCUCUUGGGAAGUGUUAAAACUAGAGGUUCUUGUUUUUAUUUCACAGGCUGUUAAAGUGUUUUUAUGUGUGCGUGUGUCCUUCCUCCACAGGUCACCUAACAAGCCCGGACUGGUGGAACGACCUCUUUACAACCAUGACGAACGCUUCCUGAAGUUGAACCUCCAGCAGACAGUUGGCCGAGGACUGAAACAGAAGAGAGUCCACUUCCUGGAUGUCAUGCCUGCAAAGUCUCAUCCUGCUAAUGACGAACUCUGAUCUGAGACUUCCACAAAGUGCAAUGUACAUUAUCACA